This is a messenger RNA of Camellia sinensis, 1227 nucleotides long. The record is from RefSeq and is a predicted model, not a curated record. NCBI's taxonomy places the organism in Eukaryota, Viridiplantae, Streptophyta, Magnoliopsida, Ericales, Theaceae.
AACUUCUAAGUUUUAAUCUUAAUGUGGUGUGUUCCCUCUCGAUGUUUGUGCAGAAUGGAAAGUGAAGAACACAUAUUGAUAUCUGAAUUGAAUGAGAAAAUUUUCCAGAUCUUUUCAGAUUUCAUGUCAAGGGUCACAAAAUUUGAGGAGUUGGUUGCUGUGGGAAGUAGGUUACUUGUUGGCUUUCACCAAGGACUAGAGUUUCUUUGCCGGCUGCCAAUAAACAAGACAUCUGAGUUGAUCGAGCGCAUCUUUAAAGCUAAUGAAACCAGGAGGGUUUUAACAUAUGUUGAAUCUGGAUGCAUAAAUGCUCAUGACAGCAUACAAAAUAUAAGCAACUUGCAUACAUGCCAAGUUGGACUUCGCGACCAUUUAAAUAAAGGUAAAAUCAAUCCCUGAAUUAUUAUUACUUUCUUGAUGUUUUCUCCGUAAAUCAUAGUGGAUUAGUGCUUAAAGUUGUGUAAAUCAAUGAUGCAGUUGCGGUUAUGUCAAAUUUUCAUGUUUGUGGAAUUGAUUGCCAUCUACACUGGGUGGCUUUCAUGAUGUCUAAUAUUGUUCCUGCCAAGUAUAGUUUGUCUUCACCAUAUUUUGAUAAUAAAUUUUCCCAAAUUUCAUGUGUAAAAAUAUUCUUGGUAUGCUUAUUAUUAAAGUGAAUUUCUAGUGAUAUGGCUUGCUCUUUCUUAAAUAUGCCAUAACUUUCAUGAGCUGUCUAGAAAAUCAUGCAUAUCAGUUGUCAACCCACCUGAACAAAAGUUCCAUAUUGAUAACCAACCCAAACCAAAUCAAAACAAGCCUUAAGUCCCAUCAAAUGGGGUCGGCUAAAGUUCCAUAUUGAUCUAUUAUGCAAAUUUAGAACUUAUAGAACUUUAUGGCUGCUUUGGAUGUUUCAUUUUUGUUUUAAGAUUGCAAUUGUUGUUGUUUCAUAUCCAAGAUUAGAAUUCUUCGUAACCAAUGUAGAUGUUUAAGAAAACGUUGUCUUUGCAGUGAAACUUCAUAUGCCGCUUGUCGUUGUUGUUUUCCCACUUUUGGAUAGCCAUGAAAAAAGUACAAAUAGUAGAGUAGAGUAACUUUCUUUCCUUUUUUUUUUCCCCAUCAUAUUUAACAUUAUCGAGUGGAAAGUCUACCACAUUUUGGAUCAUGCAAGUUAGUGGUGAGAACUGCCAAUAUUUGCUUAUUUUGGUGAUCUUUUUUGUAUGCAUGUUUGUCAUGGGGUUGUGAUGCUGAUGU